This is a messenger RNA of Haliotis rubra (blacklip abalone), 651 nucleotides long. RefSeq lists its product as uncharacterized. The transcript has 3 exons. The coding region runs from base 87 to 431 and encodes 114 amino acids. The record is from RefSeq and is a predicted model, not a curated record. NCBI's taxonomy places the organism in Eukaryota, Metazoa, Mollusca, Gastropoda, Lepetellida, Haliotidae.
AACAAUAAACAACAACGGCAUGUCAAAACAUUAUUUCCUCGUAACCUACUGGUCUACUGAAACAAGUUCCUGUUAAAUCUGAUUCCAUGUGUAUUGAGGACGGCAGUGACAGCAUGUCAGCCAGUUUACCAACUUGCCAGUGUGGGGUUACUGGUGAUUGUCCACAAUCGUUGACCACGAUGUACAGGGCUCUCCUGGUGUACAUCGGUCUGUGUUUUGUAGCUGCCGCUGUCCUGGGUGUAUGGGUCAUCAGAGACACCAGUUUAGCCAAGAGAAUUCCAUUCCUCUAUCGAAAAACUGUUCGUGGAGACGCUGGGUUCGAAUUAACGGAUGGAGGUCGCUGUACAAGCGAGAACAACGCGCCCGAGACAGGGUUGGUUGUCUCGAAUGAUGCAGUAAUCGAAGGAGGAAGUUCGAGCGACACAAAGUAGUGAUUAUCAUAUCUCAGUAACUGAUUAGUUGCAGAUCCUAGGUGGGUUAUUAUUCUGUUCUAGUGACACUUUUUUCAACAACGAAAAUAUUUAAUUAUAGGUAGAGCCUGUAGUGUUAAAAGCCAUGAUAUUUUUAACCUUCUGAGAUGUACAAGACAUUUUAUCUAAUGCCAAACCGUGUAUAAUACGGCUUGAAGGAAAUAAAAUGUUUAAAAAAUAA